AAACACACACACACACACACACACAAAAUCAUAUGUAAGUACACAAAUACAGACAUAUGCUCACACCGAGCACUUUGGAAAUCACCUAAAGAGAAAAAUACAGGGAAUAAAGCUAGGGCCCAGACUGCGCGAGUACUGACACAGAAUCCUGAGGGCCUGAAGUGAGGAGGCAGGUUGGUCUGCCAGUUUGCUAGACUCAGAUCCACUGGCCGUGCAGCUAUCCAGUCAUCGGCAGCAGGUGAAGGACUCAUUCACAGAUAGAUUUACUCACACACUGGAUUUUGUCAUUUCUCCCCCGAGCUUUGUGAAUUUUGACAAGAGGUGGGGCAGUGCUGACAUUAUCCACCAAACACCAUGGACCAGGAGGAUGACAAAAACUCUGUGGAUUUCCAUGACAACCCUCCAGCUCCUGACAAUGUAGUAAAAGAGGACGGAGACACUGUCUACUUCAUAUAUGAGGAGGAGGUGGAGGUGGAGGAGAAGGAACCAGAACCUCCACCACCUGUUGUCCGGGUCAAUGACAAACCCCAUAAGUUCAAGGACCACUACUGCAAGAAACCCAAGUUCUGUGACGUCUGCGCUCGCAUGAUAGUUUUAAACAACAAGUUUGCUCUAAGGUGUAAAAACUGCAAGACCAACAUCCACCAUUCAUGUCAGUCCUAUGUCGAGUUCCAGAGAUGCUUUGGCAAAAUUCCACCUGGCUUCAGGAGGGCCUAUAGCUCCCCCCUGUACAGCAGUGACCAACCAGAUCCAAACAACCCAAACCGGAACGACCCCGUCUUUGACACCCUGCGGGUCGGUGUCAUCAUGGCAAACAAGGAGCGCAAAAAGAAUGAAAAUGACAAGAAAAAUAUAAUGAUGAUGGAGGAAGAAGAAGAGGAGAACCAACAGCCCAAAGAGAACGAGGAGGGAGGAGAAGGGAAGCCUGAUGAUAAGAAGGAGAAAGGAGGAGACAAAGCAGAUGAGAAGAGUAAGGGUACAUUCUCCCAUUCCCACUAUUACCUGGCUCUCUACCGCUUCAAGGCCAUAGAGAAAGACGACCUCGACUUCCACCCUGGUGAUCGGAUCACAGUACUGGAUGACUCCAAUGAAGAGUGGUGGAGGGGAAAGAUGGGAGAGAAGACAGGCUACUUCCCCACCAACUACCUCAUAAAAGUGCGUGCGUCUGAAAGAGUUUUCAAGGUGUUGCGCUCCUUUGUAGGGAACAGAGAGAUGGGACAAAUCACACUGAAGAAAGAUCAGAUUGUGGUGAAGAAAGGAGAUGAGAAAGGCGGCUACUUGAAGGUCAGCACUGGACGCAAGCUGGGCUACUUCCCUGCUGAUCUGCUGGAGGAGAUCCCUGCGACAUAAAAAACACAACAUGCAAUGAAAAGAGCCUGCAACACACUUUAAAUAUCAGCACAAACUGGAGACAGUACUUUCUGGGAGAUCCUCCUCAAACAUAUUUACUGAUCUAUUUGUGUCUUUGACCCAAGGUGAAACAUGAGAAAGGAGAGAUUAAUGAUUUGAUAGUUUGAAAAAUAUGAAUAUGUACAUUAAUAAGUGGGUAAGAGACAAUCAGGAGAUGUGUUGGCUUUGUAGUGAAUAGCAUGGUAAUACAAAUGGUCAGAUGCUUUAGUUUACUACCUGCUGAUUAUAACUAGCAGUGAGAAGAGGGAGAGAAAACCUGGAGAGCUUAUCAAAAGGUCAUAAAUCAGGUCAUUAAGUGACAUAGAGGUAGAUCAGAAAUUUAAAAUCAGAAUUUCUGAAUCAAAUAUUUUGACUUAUAUUUUUAACAGGUACAAUAAUACAAGUAUUCUAAUGAUUUUGAACCAUUUUGCAAGGCUCUCUCGGCCCUUUGUAGUUAUAUAAAUCGAGGCUUCAAAGCCAUUUCAACAUGUACAUAGCUUUAUAUUAAGAAAGAAAGUGCAACAGUGCAUAGAUUGAGCUUGCACAUAAUACAAGCAAACGCUUUCAGUAUGUUUCAAAUAUUAAACCUGAAGUGCACUUAGAAA
This is a messenger RNA of Morone saxatilis (striped sea-bass), 1994 nucleotides long. RefSeq names its product SH3 and cysteine rich domain 3 (gene stac3). NCBI's taxonomy places the organism in Eukaryota, Metazoa, Chordata, Actinopteri, Moronidae. The transcript has 13 exons. Gene Ontology annotation, molecular function: protein binding. Gene Ontology annotation, biological process: positive regulation of protein localization to plasma membrane; positive regulation of voltage-gated calcium channel activity; skeletal muscle contraction. The coding region runs from base 355 to 1350 and encodes 331 amino acids. Gene Ontology annotation, cellular component: extrinsic component of cytoplasmic side of plasma membrane. The record is from RefSeq and is a predicted model, not a curated record.